Messenger RNA from Phaethon lepturus (White-tailed tropicbird), 617 nucleotides. RefSeq lists its product as uncharacterized. The annotation marks the transcript as partial. Lineage: Eukaryota; Metazoa; Chordata; Aves; Phaethontiformes; Phaethontidae. The transcript has 2 exons. The record is from RefSeq and is a predicted model, not a curated record.
GACAUCCUGCUGACCCUGCUGGAGGGUGUCCAUGACAGGGAACCCCGCUUCCUUGUGGACUACGCCAGGAACCUGGAAGCCUUUGAGUUUGCUCUCUGCGCUUCCGAGGAUGCUGUCACCGUGGAGGUCCCCCUGCGGAUCGAUGGGGAUGCCCUGCGGGUGCUGGCAUGCCAGCCUGGGGACACCCCAGCUGGGCACUGUCCAGGGCUGGGCAGCUGCUAUCUGGAAGUGCCCUCUCCGGGGACCGACUUGGAGGACUGGACCAGCACGGUGGGUGCGAUGGAGCGGGGAGGUGGUGCGGGGUGCCUGGUUCCGGGCAAAGUCCUCCAGCACCUGAAAGAGCUCCUUGUUUCUGCCAUCGUGUGCUGCCAACGCCGCUUCCUGCUUCAGCCAGGUGAUCUCAGUGCCGAAAAUCUGAAGGAAGAUGCCAUGGAGCUCUCCCUGCUGAUCCGCGGCGGCUGGAAGACCAUCCGCUUUGACAUUGUCCCCGUGGUGAGGAGGUGGCAGGAGCCGCUCCGGCUCAAGGGGCGGCAGAGUGACAGGGGCUUCCCCAAAGGCAGCCUCUGGAAGGCCACAGAAGAGGCCCACUUCAUCCCUGCCUCUCCCCAUUGCUGGAG